AUGUCUGAGGAGGAGGUAUUGAAAAAUCCAAUGGUCGGUGUGGUGUUGCCGUACUGCUGCUCGACGACGACGAGGCAGAGAGGUCGUCGCUGAUCGCCGUGUGUAUCGUUCGACAUUACCGCCGCUGCGUGACCGCCGCGGACGCGUGUUUCUUUUUUUUCCGCGUUCGAUAUUACCCACCGUGUCCAAUCGCGUCGUCACGACAUACUGAGGAAGCUGCUGCGAAAACUGCCCUGCGUCGGCCUGUCGUGCCUGCGGUGCCCACGACAUACAGCAAUAGUGAGAAAGGGAUAGAAAAAGAAAGAAAAAGAGAAACAGAGUGCCGAUUGAACACGGGCGUUGAACGCGAGAACGACGAGGAACGGCGGCGACGGCGACGACGACCUCCUCCUGUCGAGUAGAGCGCAAUAGUCGUUCUUCUCGCUCCGUAAUUUCAUACUACCCGACUCGCACCGCGCGCGGCGAUAUGCAGCAGUACGAAAAUCUGUCAGACAUCAACGAGGAGUGAAAUAGAGUGAAGUAGAGUAAAACGCAAGAAUCGGAGCGAACUAGUGACGAGACUAUAACGGAGAGAGAGAGAAAAACAGUGAAGAAGAAAAGUAUAGCGCGUGAGACAAAAAGAGAGAGAGAGAGAGACGGAACAAGGCGCGACGACACGAGUGAGAAAGAGAGAGAGAGAGAGAGAGAGAGAGAACGACGGAGUAGCGAGUGCGGAGCGAAGAUAGCCGCGAUCGGUGGGAGAUCAACGCGACGUUGGCCGUGGAAGUAAAAAUUCACACCGCGCGUCGUCGGCGGAGUACCGCGCGGUGGCGCGCCGCUACGUAAUACGUCGGCGACCGACAACGACGGAGAGAGCCGAGGCGCGGGACCGCGAGGAAGCAGCCGCGUUUUAUAGGAGCCGAAUAGUACAAGCCGUCCCAAAAACGUCGGUCUGCCGUCGCCACUACCGCUACCGCCACCAUCGCCACCGCCGCCACGACGUUGGCACGCACCCCUCGUCGCUCUCGCCAGCGGCGCUCCGCAGCGUCACCCCUCCCCCUCCCCCGCCACCGUUCAUUGGCUGACGAUACCGCGCUUUGGAACUGCUUGCGGCCGCCACUGCCGCAUCGCCGUGACAGCAGCGCGAGGAGGAAGCUAGGCCGUCGUCGCCGAGAGAGUGCGCGUCAGUGUGCCGAAAAAGAGGGUGGUGUCGCUUGUACGACGACGAGUGUAUGAAGGUGGGCUUUCCUCUCUCUCCUCCCCCCCCCUCUCCUUCUGUGGAAAAGGUGUUCUCGUGCAACGAACACGGUGUGCGGAUCGACACUCGUCACCUCCGCGCGCGUACACGGAAAGCUAAAAGUCAUCCGUGAAAAAGUUAGUGUCGUCUGCGGUCUCUCGCGCUGCUUGUCGCCAUCUCUUCCCACACUCCUGCCCUUCCUUCUUCAGUCUUGUCACGCUCUUUAGCUUUUCCAUCCCCGAACUAGCAGUCGAGUGUCGUUGGCAUAACGUGAAAACGGUGUGAAGAGGUGAUAGAGAAGAUAAGAAGAGAGCGAGAGAGAGAGAGAAAGAGAGAGAGAGAGAGAAAGAGAGAGAGGAAAGAAAGUGCGCGCGUGAGCGCGCACUCUCGUGCGAUGUGAUAAUCGCGUGUGCGACUGUUAUUGAUGUGCGAGGUGGUGUUGACGACGAGGGAAACGACAUCAACGGCGACUACCAGGGCUAACUUCAGGCGGUGGCGGAGGAGGAGGAGGAGAAUCGCCGGAGAGAUACCGGCCAACCUAACCUAGUAGACGCAGUAGGAGUAGCAGGAGAGAAAGAGGCAGCGGGGACGCAACCUUUUCAAGUCGCGGUGUAGGUGUGGAGGCGGAGGUGGAGGCGGUCGAGAAAGCUUCAGGAUGAGCGGACGACCGAGAACCACCUCCUUCGCCGAGGGUAACAAGCAGCCUGCGAAUCCGCCCCUCGGCGGUAUGAAAAUAAGCAGUGGUGCAAUGUACCCUGCAGGCAAGGAUGGCAGCAAGGUAACGACUGUAGUAGCGACUCCUGGUGCUGGUCCGGAUCGUCCUCAGGAAGUCGCGUAUACCGAUACCAAGGUCAUAGGCAACGGCAGCUUUGGUGUGGUAUACCAAGCGAAACUCUGCGAUUCGGGAGAGAUGGUUGCUAUCAAAAAGGUUCUCCAGGAUAAACGAUUUAAGAACAGGGAAUUACAAAUUAUGCGACGCCUCGAACAUUGCAAUAUUGUGAAACUCAAAUAUUUCUUUUAUUCUAGUGGUGAUAAGAACAUCUUAACCGCGACUAAUCCGGUUUUUCACGUUGACAAGGACGAGGUUUAUCUUAAUCUAGUGCUGGAAUACAUACCCGAAACUGUGUACAAAGUCGCUCGACAUUAUAGCAAAAGCAAGCAGACGAUACCAAUCAGUUUCAUCAAGUUGUAUAUGUAUCAACUGUUCCGUUCGUUGGCGUACAUCCACUCGCUGGGUAUUUGUCACAGGGAUAUCAAACCACAGAAUUUGCUGCUAGAUCCGGAUACUGGUGUCUUGAAGUUAUGCGAUUUUGGUUCAGCUAAACACCUUGUGAAGGGCGAACCAAAUGUGUCCUAUAUCUGCAGUCGCUACUAUCGCGCACCUGAACUCAUCUUUGGUGCUAUUGAUUAUACUACAAAAAUUGAUGUUUGGAGUGCAGGUUGUGUGCUAGCAGAACUACUGUUAGGUCAACCAAUAUUUCCCGGUGAUAGCGGUGUCGAUCAACUGGUAGAGAUUAUCAAAGUCCUCGGUACGCCUACGCGCGAUCAGAUACGUGAGAUGAACCCCAACUACACUGAAUUCAAAUUUCCACAAAUUAAAUCACAUCCCUGGCAAAAGGUAUUCAGGGCGCGCACACCGCCGGAAGCGAUGGACCUAGUGGCACGGCUCUUGGAAUAUACACCGUCGUUACGCAUGACACCGUUGCAAGCGUGUGCGCAUUCAUUCUUCAAUGAAUUACGCGAACAAGGCACGCGGUUACCAAGUGGUCGUGAAUUACCGCCACUUUUCAAUUUCACCGAGCAUGAGCUGCGAAUCCAGCCGAUCCUUAACAGCAUGCUGAUACCCAAAUACAUGCAAUCGGCCGCCGCCACCACCGGUACAGAGGGGAAUCCCGGCGGGGGCGGCGGAGGCGGAGGUGGCGGCCAGUCGGACGCCACGGGCGCCGCUGCCAGUGCUAGCGGUAAUUCUAGUGAUAAUAGCGCCAACAAUCCCAACACCACCACUAACACUACCGCUACCAACACGCAAAACACUGACCCUAGCCAAUCGAACAUGGCUUGAACCGCUUUAUUCUAUUUUCUAUUUUUCUUUUCUUUUUUAACGUUAUUAAAGAGUUGGGUUAUGACGUUGUUACGAUGGCAUGACGAAAUAACCAUCUUCUGACGAGGAUGUCCACAUUGUAAAUGCGAUAUACCGCAUUGCGGAGUAAAUAGAUAUAAGAUUCUCUCUAGCGAGAAGUAGUGUAGUACUGCGACGCGAUUCAGUGGAAUUAAAGCUCUUAGUUCAUCUCCGUAGGUAGCUCUAUAGGUAGGACCAGGGGAUCCUAACUCUCUUUAUUUUGACAAAAACGGAAGUUUGAUGAAUUCAUAAUUUUUAAAGGACAGAGCGUCAACUUAUUUCUUCGCCACUUACUGGCUUUUUUAUUGCCAAUAGUGGCUGGUUGAUCAACUUCUGUAAAUUAGAUAGUCAAGU
Atta colombica is the source of this 3689-nucleotide messenger RNA. Its product is annotated as glycogen synthase kinase-3 beta. Gene Ontology annotation, cellular component: cytoplasm; cytosol; axon. Gene Ontology annotation, biological process: negative regulation of canonical Wnt signaling pathway; protein phosphorylation; signal transduction. The transcript has 8 exons. The record is from RefSeq and is a predicted model, not a curated record. Lineage: Eukaryota; Metazoa; Arthropoda; Insecta; Hymenoptera; Formicidae. Gene Ontology annotation, molecular function: protein serine/threonine kinase activity; ATP binding. Bases 1872 to 3278 code for a protein of 468 amino acids.